Spizellomyces punctatus DAOM BR117 is the source of this 1390-nucleotide messenger RNA. RefSeq lists its product as uncharacterized. NCBI's taxonomy places the organism in Eukaryota, Fungi, Chytridiomycota, Chytridiomycetes, Spizellomycetales, Spizellomycetaceae. The record is from RefSeq and is a predicted model, not a curated record. Gene Ontology annotation, biological process: peptidyl-serine dephosphorylation. The transcript is spliced from 7 exons. Gene Ontology annotation, molecular function: protein serine/threonine phosphatase activity. Bases 47 to 1186 code for a protein of 379 amino acids. Gene Ontology annotation, cellular component: FAR/SIP/STRIPAK complex.
CAACCAUCUCCCUUGUCCCGUUCAUAACGCAGACACGGCUAUUCAAAUGAGCUGGGACCUGGACACGUUCAUUGAGCGUCUCUAUCGCAAGCAGCUUUUAUCAGAAGGUGUCGUAAAGGAGCUUUGUGAAAAAACCAAGGAGAUCCUCGUUCGCGAAGGAAACGUCGCGCAGGUCUCGGCGCCAGUAACGCUUGUCGGCGACGUACACGGUCAAUUUUACGAUGUGUUGGAGAUCUUCAAGAUUGGUGGAUGGGCACCAUUCACAAACUACGUUUUUCUGGGGGACUAUGUGGACAGAGGAUAUUAUUCUGUGGAAACCAUCACGCUCCUCACAUGCCUAAAACUUAGAUGGCCGGAUAGGAUCACAUUAGUGAGAGGAAAUCACGAGUCCCGAGCCGUGACACAGACCUAUGGAUUUUACACGGAAUGCAUGCGAAAGUACGGAAAUGCCAAUGUGUGGACGUAUUUUACGGAUUUGUUUGAUUACUUGGUAUUGUCAGUCGUGAUUGACGAUACGAUUUUCUGCGUGCAUGGAGGAUUGAGCCCUUCCAUACAUACCAUCGAUCAAAUCCGAGUAAUAGAUAGGUUCCGAGAAAUUCCCCACGAAGGGGCAAUGGCCGAUCUGGUAUGGUCAGAUCCAAUAUCCACACCUAGCUUUGCAUCCUUGGGAGGAGGGACGGACGAAAAAGGCGACUUUGCCAUUUCUCCACGCGGAGCUGGGUAUCUAUUUGGGAAGGAGGUUACACGAAAGUUUCUGGAAGUGAAUGGGAUGGGGCAUAUUUGUAGGGCACAUCAAUUGUGUAUGGAAGGCUACCAGAUUCUGUUCGACGAUAUGCUCUCAACGGUAUGGUCAGCGCCAAACUACUGCUAUCGCGCGGGAAAUAUGGCGUCCGUUUUGGAAAUUGGACCAGAGCUCCGUCGCUAUUUUAAUGUCUUUGGACCCUGUCCGGACCAAGAUCGGGAUGCACCAGGACGGGAUGCCCCCGGGUCCUCUGGGGAUUUAACGGCGCAUUAUCCAGAGACGGGUGAUGAGGAAGGAGCGGGUGGGAACCAAUGGCGACGAAAGAAGGCAGCACGGAAACUGGUGCCAGGUGCAUUGCGAGAUCCUUUAGAGAUUGAUGACUCGGAGCUAACGGCGGUGACUGGGGGAGGAAUAACAAAGGUUGUCGCAGAGUACUUUCUGUAGACUGGAAGUAACUCUAGAAUUCAUUCAGAGUGACAGAUAGGAUUGGCGAAUAAAUUAGAUUUGAUUUCAUGGGUACUGGUACCAAGCCGUUGUCCGGUCCACCUGGUGAUUUAUCUAUUGAUUGCAUAUAGCGACAUUAAACCUAUUAGUCCGUUUGAAUAUAAAGAUGCCUCAGAUAAUGAGUGCCUCUGGUUUUAUGCCUGA